Messenger RNA from Eurypyga helias (sunbittern), 1342 nucleotides. RefSeq names its product leucyl-cystinyl aminopeptidase-like. Gene Ontology annotation, cellular component: cytoplasm. The record is from RefSeq and is a predicted model, not a curated record. Gene Ontology annotation, biological process: proteolysis; peptide catabolic process. The annotation marks the transcript as partial. Lineage: Eukaryota; Metazoa; Chordata; Aves; Eurypygiformes; Eurypygidae. Gene Ontology annotation, molecular function: metalloaminopeptidase activity; peptide binding; zinc ion binding. The transcript is spliced from 7 exons.
GUGUCAUUGAACUUCCAGAAGAGGUGGAAUGGAUAAAAUUCAAUGUGGAUAUGAAUGGCUAUUACAUAGUACACUAUGCUGAAGACUGGAAAACGUUGAUUGAUCUGUUGAAAAAAAACCACACUGCUUUGAGUCCUAAAGACAGAGCCAAUUUGAUCAACAAUAUCUUCAACCUUGCAGGUCUAGGAAAAGAGUCUCUGGAAAAGGCCUUUGAGCUGAUUGGUUACCUUAACAAAGAGAACAGCACUGCACCACUCACUCAAGCUUUGUUUCAGCUGAGUCUUAUAUACAGCCUUUUAGAGAAAAAGGGUGAGCAACAACUGGCAGCCCGAGUCAUGCACAGAAUAGAGCACCUGCUUGGAGAUAAAAUUGAUCAACAGCAUUGGACAGAUGAUGGGACCCUGUCUGAACGAGAGCUCCGGUCAACACUGUUAGCUUUUGCCUGCACCCAUGAUAUAAGAAAAUGUAGAGCAACUGCCACUGAGAUGUUUGCGAAGUGGAUGAAAUCUAAUGGAACAAUGAGUCUGCCUAGUGAUGUUAUGAAAGCCAUAUUUACAGCUGGAGCCAAAUCUAGUGAUGGCUGGGAAUUCCUCCUAAAGAUGUACUCCUCUUCAGUUUCUGAAUCAGAGAAAAGCAAAAUUAUUGAAGCCCUGGCCAGCACAGAAGAUAUUAGAAAGCUGAUCUGGUUAAUGCAGAACAGCCUGGAAGGAGAAGUCAUCAGGGCACAGGAGCUUUCACAUAUCAUAGCAACUGUUAGCCAGAGUUUGCAUGGAUAUUUGCUGGCCUGGGACUUUGUCAAAGAGAACUGGGAAAAGCUUACACGAAAGUUUCACCUAGGCUCAUACACUAUCCAGAAUAUCAUCAGCUGGUCAACUUCUCAGUUUGCAACAAAGGUGCAUCUGCUUGAGGUGAAGUCAUUUUUUGAGUCAAAAUCAGAGGAGAGUUCUCAACUGCGUUGUGUAAAAGAGGCACUUGACACAAUUCAGCUCAAUAUCCAGUGGAUGGAUAGGAACUUAGCAAAGCUACAGGAACUGCUGUAGUGUGCAUAAUGCUGUGGUAUAUCAGCCAUUUAGGAGCUCUGUGGGCAAUUGCUGUGUUUCUCUUGCAAAAGCCAGGGUGAAACCAGGCAUCACUGCAACACUGUUUGCACUAUUAAGGAGUCUAGAUAGCUCAGGGCAUGUCUCAGCUAAAUUUUUAUUUUUCUUGGAGCAUUUAUGAGCAAGAUGUAAGUAUUUAUUCUGAAACCGUUUUCAUUUAUAGAUCAAACAUCUGCACAAAUAAUUAAACAUAAUUUUAUAUUUGAAACUUAGGCUGUUUAAUUUAGAGUUGUGUUGUAGUUUCU